GACUUCCCAUGUAUUAGGUAGAUGUGUUUUAACCACUGAUCAAAAUGGUUUUGGUAUAAACCUUUUUUUUUCUUCUUCACAGGUGACAACAAAGGUAAAGCAAGUCAAAGACUGUGUCACCGGUACAUCAGGGUUGGUGAAGCUUUCUGAGCUGAAGGGUGGUGCAGUGAUGGGAAAGAGUUCCAGAGCCGUCACAGUGCCAGACAGUCUGAUGACCCAGCGAGAGGAGACCUUAGAGCAGCAGCUGGAGGAUUCAGCAGAGCCUGCUGGGGCAGAGGACUCUGAGAACAAAGCUCUCAGAAGACGGACAAAAAAGUCUAUGGUCGGGAGCGCUGGAACAGGAGCAGUGGAGGAAAGGGUGAAAGGACGCAGACAAAGAGACUUCGACCCCACAGCUGUAGAUGACAACAGUGAAGAUGAGAAGAAACCAUCAGCCUCCAAAGAAAAACCCAGUGCUGCUGAAGAUGUCUGGACACAGAACCAGCAGAAGCUCUUGGAGCUGGCCUUACAGCAAUACCCACGUGGCACCACUGAACGCUGGGACAAGAUUGCUAAGGUGGUUCCUGGAAAAACCAAGGAGGAGAGCAUGUCCCGUUAUAAACUGCUGGCGGAGCUGAUUCAGAAACGGAAGCAGGCCAAGAGCUGACUCCUGGUCUUCAGUAUUUCACUGUACCUCUCAUCUGCUUGUUAUGUGCCUUAUUAAUGCAACCCUAUGUCCUUCGUUCCAUGUUCACCAGAGCCUGAAUUGUCAGCAUUUAAUUAUUGGAGAGAUCCCAACUGCACAUUUAAAUAAUGUUUUAUUUUAAAAACGGUUUAAGAUUGUACACUUGUUGUUUUUUUGUUUCAUCUAUGCAACCAGAUAAUCUGAGAAGCAGAAGGAACAUUUUUAAUGUUUUUUUUUUUUUUUUGUAUUUCCUUUCUUUCUUUUUUUUUAAUUCUGAAACAUUGUUUUUCAGAAGCACAAUGUGUUGUGCUGUAAUCUGUUUUGGUCAUAUGUUAUAACAAAGUAUUUGCAUAAAACAUGUAAUGUUUCAUUGUUUCUCUUGUGGUCAUUACUGUGCUUCAGCACAUAUUAGCUCAUACAUUUUGAAGAACAUGACACUUUCACCCUCAUAAAUUCCAUUCUGUAUAUUUAAGAUUAAACUAAGU
Molecule: messenger RNA, 1149 nt
Organism: Carassius auratus (goldfish)
Lineage: Eukaryota; Metazoa; Chordata; Actinopteri; Cypriniformes; Cyprinidae
Product: dnaJ homolog subfamily C member 1-like
Exons: 3
Coding region: 170-646 (158 amino acids)
Cellular component (GO): endomembrane system
Source: RefSeq, a predicted model, not a curated record